AGUAAGUCCAUGAGAUGGUGGCUGAAUACCAACUAAGCAAAUUCCCAAAAACUGUAUUCAAUUAUAUAAGAAACAUGCAUCCAAGCACGUAGAUACUGUAAUCUCUUGAUAAUUAAAUUAUUAAAACUGACCAAACACAACUUCAACUGCUUCAAACAUAUUAUUCCAAUCUGUCAUCUCUCUCAUGUCUUCACAUGUUUUUAAUAACUUCACCUCUCCCUUUCUUCAUUCCUCCAAACAAAAAUUCCUCUAAUCCUCCAUCAUGACUGUCAAGAAAGUAGAAAUCAAGGUGGAUAUAAACUGUGGGAAAUGUAACAGCGCAAUCAUGGAAGCAGCCACAGAUAUAGAAGGUGUGAAUCAUGUUUCGUUAGAUGAAGGGAAAAGCAUACUUACCGUGGUGGGUACGAUGGAUCCGGUCUGCGUUGCAUCAAGGCUGAAGAAGAUUAAACAGAAACCUGUUAUCAUCAGCGUUGGACCACCACCGAAACCUCCGGAGCCACCAAAGCCUCCAGCGCCUGAAAAACCAAAGCCUCCACCAACACCUGAACCACCAAAGCACGUAUGCAACUGCAAGCCCCCUUUACCUAACUGCAACAGCUGUGAUGUUGUGUCUGUUACUACAUAUGAAAGUGGAAGCGGCUGCAACAUUCUCUAAGUCAUGUUUCUUGUACCAUAGCCUUUCAUGUCAAGUCUGGAAACCUAUAUUUAGCCAA
Molecule: messenger RNA, 713 nt
Organism: Camelina sativa (false flax)
Lineage: Eukaryota; Viridiplantae; Streptophyta; Magnoliopsida; Brassicales; Brassicaceae
Product: heavy metal-associated isoprenylated plant protein 43-like
Molecular function (GO): metal ion binding
Source: RefSeq, a predicted model, not a curated record